CUGGCGCAUAUGCGCAGUCCGGCUGCCAGCGGGUGGCUGACAGUUGGAGGCACGAGAGCUGUCGCUUUAAACCGGCGCAACCAGCGCCCGGGGAUGAAGUAGCCAUGACAGCUGCGCCUGAAAAGAGUGGGGCCGCGGCAGUACCGGAGGUGAAGAUGGUGCAGCGGGUCCUGGACUCCUUCGUGCAGGAGUACCCGACUCCCCUAGGCCCCGAGGAUUCGUUACCCGUGCGUUUGCAGAGCCCGGUGCUGAGCUGGGAGGAGUUGGAGGGGGAGUGCGUCGAAAUGGGGCUGAAGCUAUUGCGGGACAGAAAUCUGCCACCUGUCCUUGCUGCCACUUUGAUCCAUGCUGCCAUUGCACAGAUGCUACAAGUGGAUAGCUUUACGUUUAGAAACAAAAAGGAACCUGAUCAGGAUGAGGAAGAGCUUGCCUUACUGGAAGGAGAAUCAGUGGCUCGAUCAUUCUUUAAUAAAUUUCUUGGAGUCUGCUCUGAUUGGAUGAAAGAACCGCAGUUAUCACAACUACCAAAGCAGUAUUUAAAAGUUUCCAGUUAUGCUAUCCGUAACACACGCAGAAAGAUGGAGGACAGACAUGUAACACUGCCUGAUUUUAACACACUCUUUGGCAUUAAGGAUGAGAAAGAGAGGGCAUUUUUUGCUGUGUUUGAUGGCCAUGGUGGAGUAGAUGCUGCUGUCUAUGCUGCAACACAUCUUCAUGUCAACUUUGCACAUCAGAAAAUGUUUUUGACACAGCCAGAAGAGGCGUUAAGGCAAGCCUUCAAACAGACCGAUGAAAUGUUUCUUCAGAGAGCCAAGAGAAAGAAGUUACGGAGUGGUACCACUGGAGUGGCAGCCUUGAUUGUUGGCGAUACACUGCAUUUGGCCUGGCUUGGAGACUCUCAGGUGAUGAUGGUACAGCAGGGCCUGGUUGUGACUCUUAUGGACCCACACAAACCUGAAAAAGAGAGUGAGAAACAGAGGAUUGAAGAUCUUGGUGGAUGUGUGGUAUUUCUGGGAUGUUGGCGUGUAAAUGGAACUCUUGCUGUUUCAAGAGCAAUUGGGGACAUUGACCAAAAACCAUAUGUUUCGGGUGAUGCAGACAGUGCCUCAUUCAAGCUAAAUGGCACAGAGGACUACGUUGUUUUAGCCUGUGAUGGCUUCUUUGAUGGAGUUGAACCUUCUAGAGUUGUGGACCUUGUGCAAGAACACUUGGAAGAGAAUGGAGGUGAUGGCAGUACAGUUGCAGAGUCACUUGUAGCAGCUGCUAAAGAAGGUGGCUCUAAUGACAACAUCACUGUGGUGCUGGUCUUCUUAAGAGAUCCACAGGACAUUCUGAAAGAUAGCAACUUGUACGUGGGAAUUGAGAGCACUGAUCGGAACACUGGGUGCCCUCAAGCCAAAGUCAACUCUGAAAACUCACCACCACAGUUGACCACCUCAACAGUAAAUAAAGACAACCAGGCAGAGAUUCAGACAGGCUGACUCGAGUUCAGUUUACAGUGUUACAUUCAGGGUUUAAUGCUUUUAAUGAAUGAUGCCAAAGAAUUGGGAAAGGGAGUGCUUUGGUCUUGAAAUGCCAAUUUGCAAUAAAGCGAUGACAUUGCUUUGGCAAGCUUGUAAUUGCAUUUGCCAUAACUCUGUUUACCUGUGUAAGCUUUAAUGAGAAGAGUGGCAACAAUCAGUAGCCAAGGGUGCAAGAAACUUAAAUUGGAAAAGAAGAAAAGGAUGCUAGUAUUGACAUGUUAAUGAUUAAGCACCUACCCUUAAAUCCCAAGUGUAAUGGGUUGACUUCCAGAAUUAGGUAGAAUCAGUAAAUUGGUAUACAUUGCCAUAGCUUUUUUUCUUUGCUAUGGUGAAGAAUUCCCGAACCCUGGGACUUAGGUUUGUAGAAUGGGCAAUAGGAAACUACAAGGUGGUUUAAAUUUUUUUUGGCAAACUGCUCUCACUGAUACUGUUGGCUAGAUUCCCUGUGGUGAAAUUGGAAGCAUGCGUAAUGUCUGUUGUUUUUUCCAAAUUUGUUUUCUGUAUGUUAAGUUUUCAAGCACCCUUGUGUACUGACUUUUAUCUCAGCAGAAAAUGCAGGCUGAAUAUUUAGUGCCUUAUUCUGCUCCUUAAGAGCAGUACAGACUAUGUAAUGAUUUUGUAUUGCGCUGUCAAUACAGUGCAGGCUAACUGUUUAGUGCCUUAUACCUCUACACAGCUACAGGAGUGUCAGUGUAAUACAACUUUAUUCCUUUCUCUUCUCUUGCUUGAGAAGAAAACUAAGUAUCAAGUAACCACAAAAUCCAACUCAAGUCUUCAAUUUGGUAUUAGGUUUGGAGACUACAUUGUAUUGCUUCUGUCAGAGUAUGGAUGAAUGAAUAUAUUGUGGGUUUUCAAGUAACUGGAUAUUUGAUCUGUUAUAGACACCUAGGGCUUUUGUAAGUAGUUUAGUAAAUGGUGAACUAACUAAUAGUAAAUUACAUGUCCUGAAGUUGUGUAUUCUAGGACAUGCAGAAUUCAACUUCCAUUUUUCCUGAAUGUUUCAGAUGUAUUCAUUUUAUAAAAUGAUGACACCUAAUGUGCAAAUCAGCCAACUUCUUUCUCAAAGCAAGUCUUUUUUUUUUUUGUUUUGAAACUUCUGAAUCAUAAUACUAGAAGCUCUUUUAAGGAUCUUUACUUUAUAAUAACUCGGUUGUUAGGACCAGCACUUGUGGGCCCAACUUCCAAUACCCCUCCAGCUAAUUGCUUUGCUAGCCUGUGAGCCUGCUAAUUUGACCUGUCAAGAUGACUUGACAGUCGAGGCCAAGUAAGUUUGGUUUUUUUUUUUUUAAAUUAUUAUUUUGAUGCAUGCUUUUCCAGUUAGAAAUCAGCAGGAUCGUUUUUCGCUCUUGAGGGCAAUCCACAAUUCUUCCGGUCAAGCUGAACUGAUUCAGCAUAGACCAGGAGUGACACUUUUUGAAACUUGAUGACAAUUGCAUAGUUUCAUAAUGGUUUCGUAUGAUUUGAUAUUGUGAAAUGUGCUUUUGCCCAUCAGUCAAUUUGGGCAUCUUUUUUGUCAUUUCAUGUAGAUUUAUUUUCUGCACUUUAAAAUCUAGUCAAGUUGCCUUUAAUUAGUGGCAAUGUUUUGCAGAAUCUGAAAUAUGUUGUUGCCUUAGAAAAUGUAGCCAUGUUUGAGAAAGUAAAAUCAUCCACCCUGAAGAAAUGAGAGAUUUUCUUCAUGCCACAGAAGUUGACAAUGUAGAUUUGUGUUCCUACGUCUCAAUUAUCGAACUUAUUUGACUGCAAAUCCUCCAGUUCCAGCAGGUUAUCUUGCCUGAACCUGUUUGUUUUCUUGAGCCCUUUUCCUUUUAAUUGUGCAAAUUAUUUUCUGCCUUGACAACCUUGGAAGGAAACUUCGAGAGUGCAUUAUAGCACUACAGCACAUUAACUUGAAGACUUGAGUGACAGAUGACCAUUUGGCACAUUGAAGCUUGCUUUGUCCAUGCUGUAACUCACUCAGCAUGAUACUGAACUGCUUUUAGAAGUUCUUAAUGUCUUUUACCUUAAUUAUACAGCAUCCCAGAUAUUUCAACCUUUCAGUGCUGAAAUGUUUUCAAGCUCUUUUCAAGUCAUUGCUGUGAUAUAUGCUCUGAUCCAACUGGAUAUUUUCAUCUCAUUCCAUGUUACUGUUAUCCAUACUCUUCAAUGCUUUGUCAUGUAGCUGGAGGUUCUCCAAUGUCAGUCAAUUUUAUUUAAACCAUAGCUCUAUCACAUCAGUGACAUGAAAAGGUUGAUGAAAAUUAAUGCUGCACUUAAAAAGGAAGUCUGCCUUUGAGUCUGACGUUUCAGGCCUAGACCCUUCUUCUAGACCCAUUUCUGAAGAAGGGUCUAGGCCCGAAACAUCAGCCAUGCUGCUUGGCCUGCUGUGUUCAUCCAGCUCUACACCUUGUUAUCUCAGAUUCUCCAGCAUCUGCAGUUCCUACUAUCUCUGCCUUUGAGUCUGACAGUUGUAAAGCCUUAGUGUUAAUUCCAUAGCUCAAUGGUUCAUUUUUGUCACCAAGUAUCUUAAUAUUUUUCUUCAGUGCUUUCCACAUUGUCUUUACGUAGAAAGGGAUUGAGCUGACAAAAUGCUUUUCAAUGUUUCCAUUGUGUUUGGUUUUUAAAAUAUCAUUUAACUUCUAUCUUUGCUUUUGAUUUCUGUUACACAAUUGAUCUAAAUUCUCUUGCACACCUAUUUUGUAAAUAAUUUGUCUUUUGUGAAUUUAAUGAGUUAGAAAUCGUUUGUGUAUCUGAAUUACUUAUAGAGAAACAGGCAAUCAGGCAUUGACUGAUGUACUUCUGCACUCAAUGUCUGUCUGGCAUGGUUCCACUUUUUAUAUACAGAUUCUUGCCCAGAUGUAUGUUAGUUGUGCUUUAGGAUUCCUUUUACUCUGUUUAGAUGAUAUGGUGUUGAGCAGUUGGUAGAAAAUCAAGGGAAAGAGGAAAAAGUUGAAACCAGAUGGUAUGAUCUGCAGCUGAAAGAACACUGUUACAAAGCUCUAGAGUAUCUGAUUCCAUUUCAUAGGACAUUGUUAGUUAUUUGAAAACAACAUUGUGUAUACUUUGUGAUAGUGUGAAUGUGGAGAACUGAGGAGACAUUACUUGGAUUGGGGGGGGAGAAAAAACUAUCCAUUAUUAAUGUUACACCUGAUACUUGUCUGGUGAAUUACUGAUGACUCAGUCUCUGGCAGAUGAUAAUCAUUAAUUCUUAAGUCAAUCGUUGACUCUUACAAAACUUUUAAUGGUAUUUUAGUGUUCUGAAUUUGUAAGGGAUCCUUACUGAACCUGUAACAAUGUUUUUGCACUGUUUGUUAAUUGAAAGUAUUGGGCUGUUGAUAUUCUCGGCCUGUAUAUAUCAUCUAUUUUACUUGCAUUUAUAAUUGCAUUUUUGAUAUGUUUUGAUAAUACAACAAGACUUUAUAACCUGAUUUUAUUUAUUCACAUUGCAUGAAAUUAACUUUUUUUUAAGCAAACCUAAGUUGGGAGAUGGUGCCUGGUCUGGUUUUGUGCUUGUUGACGUGUUGUGCAGUUACUCCAGGGGUCCUGUAAUGGAAUGGCCUUGAGUAACACCAUGAACAUUGCUCAUGCCUAACAGCGAAAGAAUCUUUCCACAUGUUAGCAUCAUCGAUUUUAAAGAUUUGAAAUAUUUGAAGAAAAUAGUAACGGAAGCCCUCCUCUCUCUUUUUUUAAUGCUUUAGUGGCAAGAUGCAUUUUGUUGUUAUUUCCAGUUCAGUUCCUGGAUUACAUUUUUUUGUUUUACUGGAUUUGCUAUAUUUCCCUCGGUGCCUUUUCAGUUGCUGUAGAGUCCUACAGGAUAUAGAAUCUAAGUAUUUAUUUUGUAAUCUCCAUUUUAAUAUCAGUUGUCUAUGCAUGCAUCCAAUGUGAAAUAUUGGGAGAAAUAGCUGUCUUGAACAUGGCAUGCAUUUAUCCUGUUCAUAGAACAUAGAACAUAGACGCUGCAGGGAUGAUACUUUUGGCUGUGGGUGUUUUUACAAACUCUAAGCACAUGGCUGCUGUAAAGUCAAAGUGACCAGUUGAUCCUUUGGCCAAAGCAAGGUUUGUACCUGCAUCUGCUAAUGUGCUUGUUGAUUUGUUUUGUGCAAAUCUUCAAUAAUGAGAUGCUGAAAUGAAAGUGGUCAUCAACUUUAGAUUUGCUCAUUAAAAUAGAAAAUGCUGAAACAUAUUUAGUAGAUGUGGCUAGAAAAAUCACUGAUCCAAAAUGUUAAUUUUGUUUCUUUCUCCAAAGAUGCUGAGUUUUUCUGCAUUUUUCAUUUUCUUUUUGAAUUUCCAGUAUGUGCAUUUUGAUAUUGUUUUAUUGGUUCUUUUGGAUGGGGUGAAACUGGCAAAGGCAAUAUUUAUCAUCAAGCCAUAAUUACCCUGAAAAGCUUGAACUAUUCCCACCCUUGAUGCCACUACAAUUGUUAAAAGUAGGAUAUUGAUUUCAGUAGCAGGAGUUCUCAUUAAAUAAACUGUUCUGAUCUAGACUAUGUUAAGUUUCUUGAAUAUUGCUAGUGCUACACUUGUCCAGGUAACUGAAAAAACUAACUGAAUAUUCGUUUGAGCUUUGAAGAUCCACAUUUGUCUAGUAUCAUCUGACUUAAUACCACAUAGACUUUCACUUCUAGAAAAAUUUUUCAUAUUUGACAAUGUUACAAGAGAAAACACAUGUAUCACUGAGAAAGUUUCACAAUUUUAUAAAAAUAACUCUAAACAAACUCUAAAAGCAUUUUGAUAAUAAUAUGCACACUUGUUAGCACUUUAAUACAAAUACUGGUGUGUACCUAAUUCUGCAUAUAUAUGUGAUAUACCAAAGGAUAUAAUUCAUUCACUACUGUAGCACUCUCAAUCUGAUCUUUUAAGGGACCCCUAUUCAACAACUUUAUUAUAUUAAAGACACUAUAUUAAUUAAAGAUGCCUGACAGGAGCAUUGUAAAAUUAUGGUAUGAUAAAGUCACAGAGAUAUUAGGUCAAGUGACCAAAACUUGGCCUUAAAGGAGGAAAGCAGUGAGCAUUUAUUCUAGAGAGCCCACCAGUCAUUAUUGUGAGUUCUAUCUCUAACCUGAAAUCAGGAUUGUGAGUGAGUUUGACUUGCAAUUGUAAGAUCAGAUCUUUGCAUGUGGUAAUGAAAGCAAUCAAUAAACAAUGCUACUGCAUUUCUAGUAACAUUGGGGCAGUUAUACUGUCCCCAUACUAACUUGUGGACAUGGGCAGACUAUCCAUCUAUAUGACCACAUCAAACUUCCUAUUAACUUAAUACAUUUUUAAAUCUAAUGUUUCCCCAUCCAAACAUGAAUAAUUUACACAAGGAUUUUAGCAAUUUCUGAUGCAUAUUAAUACCUAAAAACAAAAACUUGCUUGUUGAAUAUGUGCAAAUUUCUUUCCUUAAGUUUGCUUUGAAUAAUGAAAGAUUCAACACUUGGCAGCCAUCUGCACACCCACAUCUGGGUUGAGUGACAGUGUGCUAUAAUGUUUUUUAAAAAAAAAUCAAAAUGCUAUAUUAGUUUGUUUUAUGUUGUAUCAUUUAACUAAAUGUAAAGAUUUGUGCUCAAGUCAAUUGCAUUUUAUAGCCAAUCAGUCUUUUUUUGUUCUCAUCCUGUUUAAUAUUUGCAGCAACUGUGAACUAGAUUGUAGUCAACCUAUGCUAUUUCAUCAUAUGGUAGAAAGAACUUGGGGGGGACUGGAAAAAUGAAGUAAUAAUAUCUAAUUUGUGGUGCCAAAGGUAGAUUCAUAACUUAAGUUUACUCCUGCCACAUUUAGUCUCCCUUGUAGCAAAUGUUAAUAUUUACUAAUUAUAACUGAACUACAUCUUCUCCUCCUUUCUCCUCCUUUCUCCCCCUGCCAAUGUCACUAGUCUGGUAAUCUAAUAGGCUCUGUGAAUAUAGGUUCAAAUCCCACCAUGAUCAUUGCUAAAAUUUGAUCAUGGUUAACAAAUCUGGGAUUGAAAGCUAGUCUCGGUAGUAACUGAAACUCCUCAUCGCAAUGUCUACUUCACAAAUGCCUUUUAGAGAAAGAAAUCUGUCUAAGCGUGAUUUCAGAUCCAUAGCAAUGCAUUUGAUUCUUCAAUGUGCUCUGAAAUGCAUCUAGCAAGCCACUCAGUUCAAGGACAAUUAAGGAUGGCCAAUAAAUUUUGUCUUUUGCCAAUGACCCCACAUCCCAUAAAAUAUUGAGACAAAAACUAAUUUGCAGGACAAAUUUCAAAUAUUAACAACCUGUUGGUUUGUUUGAACCUGAUUAGGUACUUUGUUUGGAAGGUACUGCAAAUGAUUUGCUCCAUAUUAGUUCCUGCUAAUAUGUCUCUCUUCCCACCAUAACUUUAUCACCUGUAUUUGUGCUGCUGCUAAUCUAGUUGAAAACAUUUUAUUGUAGUAAUUACUUUGGCUGAUAUGCCCUUUAUUUUGCUUGGAGCAGCAAAUUCAUUGAAAUGCAUGGGCUUCUGCAUUUUAGCUCUGCCAAACAUCUCUCCACAGUCUUGGAGAUUGCAUGUGCAAGUCAACGUGAGAAUUUUCAUGUUAUAGCACAGCUGCGGGCUUCGAGCAAGAGCCAGGACUCUUAAUAACUUUAUCUUCACACAAUAUUGCACAAAACCAACAGGAAGUAAUGUGUUUAUUUCUAAAAAUAUUUAUUUAUCUGCAAUCCUUUAUCACUGCUGUGACACUAGGAUGACUUCCUAAGCUGAAUUUGAAACCUGAAUUGUUUGCCUUAUUGUGGAUGGCGUAUUAACUAUCCUGAAAUGUUUCUAUCAACACAGUAUUAUCUCAUAAUAAAGAUAUAUGCAACUUUCUUGUA
Rhincodon typus (whale shark) is the source of this 8285-nucleotide messenger RNA. RefSeq names its product protein phosphatase, Mg2+/Mn2+ dependent, 1F (gene ppm1f). Gene Ontology annotation, molecular function: cation binding; protein serine/threonine phosphatase activity. The record is from RefSeq and is a predicted model, not a curated record. The transcript is spliced from 7 exons. Bases 105 to 1481 code for a protein of 458 amino acids. Gene Ontology annotation, biological process: protein dephosphorylation; negative regulation of protein kinase activity. Gene Ontology annotation, cellular component: cytosol. Lineage: Eukaryota; Metazoa; Chordata; Chondrichthyes; Orectolobiformes; Rhincodontidae.